AUGAAAAGUUCUUCCUAUGACCUGCCCGUCACACCUGCAAGCAGGCAAGAAAAUGGCGGAGUUUACAACAAGGCCUUCCACGUUGACAAUGUCACCAACAACUCUAAGGAAGAAUCACACACAGAAGACAGCAAAAAACACAAAGAGAAAGACGCUCACCUGAAGGGAAAUGACGACACUGGGUGUGAUAACGAUGACCCCCAUUGUGGUAUUGGUUCUUGUAAGCCGAAGGCUAUGCAGAGAUGUCAAAACAUGGCGUGUUUCUCAGCUCUUUACUGUAUCAUUGGGCUAACCACUUCAGCUUUGAGUAGCUAUAUUAAUUCGCAGAUCACAACUUUGGAGAAACACUUUAACUUGAGCAGUGCAAUCAGCGGCUUCCUCAUGUCAUGCAACGAUCUCGGGUACCUCUCCACCACCCUCUUCAUGAGCUAUUACACGAGGCGAGUCCACAUCCCGCGAGCGCUGGCUAUCUGCAGCAUACUUUAUGGUAUCUCGGGCCUCAUCUGCACCAUGGCGUUUUUUGGUACCAGAGAUCAGAUCCCCAGCCCACCCUCGGACGAUGAUUAUGUUUUUACAGGAGGUAAAGCAUCAGUUCAACGAAGUGCUAGCGCAGGUUUCACUCAAAUGUGUGAGAACCUGACUAAACCAGCAAAUGCCAGUUGUGAGGGCGACUCGAAGAAAAACAGAGCCAGUUUUGAAAUAUCCGAGGACUGGCGAAUGGUAGCCGUCUGUGUCAUUGCUGGAGGCAUGAUCCUUCAAGGUAUUGCUAAAUCUCCACGCCAUGCCUUCCUUGGUACUUUCGUCGAUGAUAACGUUCCAAAAACAAAGACAACUAUGUAUUUGGGGGUCAUGACUGGAUUAUCAAUCUUUGGACCAGCUCUAGCGUUUGCGCUUGGAGGAGUGUUUAGUAACAUGUACGUGACACUAGAAGAAACUAGCAUAUCGCCCCGCGAUCCCAGAUGGAUCGGCGCUUGGUGGCUCGGGUUUCUUGUCUUUGGUGGGGCUGGGCUCGUUGUGGGUCUUCCCCUCAUGUUCUUUCCAAAGCGUCUUGUGAAAAAGAAAGUGCAGCAGACUGUCAAAGAAAAGAGCAGGGUCGACAAGAAGGGACUGAACAGGUUUUGGCAUGAUAUUAAAGAUCUGCUGAGAUCCGUGUUCCAGCUGAUCCUCAACCCAGUCUACAUGUGUAUGGUAUUCGCCAGCGGUAUCAACAUUAUGGCAGUCAGUGGAAUGAUGGCUUUCUCUGCCAAGUAUAUGGAGACGCAGUUUACUGUCACAGCCUCCAAGGCCAACAUUUUGAUAGGCGCCAUGAAAGUCCUAGCAGCCCCUACAGGAGCUGUCAUCGGUGGCUGUGUCACGUCUCGGCUCAAACUGUCGCCCAGGGCCUGCCUCGUGGUGAUCACCGUCUCCAAGAUACUGGCCACUUCGUUCUCCUGCCUCGGAUUGGUCCUUGGCUGUGAUCAGCCGACGCUCUAUACUGGAGGAGACUCUCAGAGUGGGGGUUCUAUUUCCCAGUGUCAGCAAGACUGCAAUUGUGAUGACACGAACUAUUUCCCCAUAUGUGGGAAUGACGGCAACAGCUACUUCUCGCCCUGCCAUGCUGGCUGUAUGUUUGUCAACCAUGAGCUAUUUACUAACUGCAGCUGUCUGACCAUCAACGAGACCCAGACAGCAACUGGCGGUCUCUGCACACAAGACUGCAACAACAUGUACCCGUACUUGUGCGUCAACUUCCUUGGCGCUUUUUUCUCUACCGUUAUCAUCAUGCCCAGCUUCAUUGUCAUUGUCAGGUCUGUGACGGAGGUCAACAAACCACUGGCUAUUGGCUUGAAUGCAUUUGCAUCAACUUUAAUUGGUUGGUUUCCGGGACCUGUGAUUUAUGGUUUCCUGGUGGACUCCACCUGUUUAUUGUGGAAGACGACUUGUUCAUCUGUUGGAGCGUGCUCUCUGUACGACAUAGAGCUGUUCCGUUUCCGUUACCACGCCCUGUCGAUCGGCCUGAGAGCGAUAACAAUCUCUUUAUAUAUCAUAGCCUUGGUCUACACGUUCUGUUCUAAAAACUUCACUUUUCAGCCACAUAGAGACGAAGUCUGUCUGGCCGUGCCUGUUGACCAGCAGGAUAAUGAGAUGGAUUCCAAGAAUAUUGAAUCUUCCUCUAAAGUAAAAAGUGACAAAGAGAACAUUAAUCUCACCAGCAUAUAA
This is a messenger RNA of Candidula unifasciata, 2199 nucleotides long. The record is from the annotation of a GenBank genome assembly. Lineage: Eukaryota; Metazoa; Mollusca; Gastropoda; Stylommatophora; Geomitridae.